This is a messenger RNA of Grosmannia clavigera kw1407, 2265 nucleotides long. Its product is annotated as lanosterol synthase. Gene Ontology annotation, cellular component: lipid droplet. Gene Ontology annotation, molecular function: lanosterol synthase activity. The record is from RefSeq and is a predicted model, not a curated record. Bases 1 to 2265 code for a protein of 754 amino acids. Gene Ontology annotation, biological process: ergosterol biosynthetic process; triterpenoid biosynthetic process. Lineage: Eukaryota; Fungi; Ascomycota; Sordariomycetes; Ophiostomatales; Ophiostomataceae. The transcript is spliced from 2 exons.
AUGGCAGUGACACGGUCUUCUGGCGUGCAGGCCAAUGAUAAGACGCAGGCCAAUUUGACAAGCAAGAGCCGAGUGAACGGCUCUCUCUCUGCCGACCCCAGCAAGCAACGAGCCCAGCUACCGGAUACAACAGAUCGCCGACGUUGGCGAUUACGCGAUGAAGCCGGCUGUCAGACGUGGCAUUACCUCGAGGACGACGAGGAGGCGAAGAAGUGGCCGCAAAGCUUGGCUGACAAGUAUUUUCUCGGUCUGCCAAUGGACCUACCCGCCUUGCCCAAACCCAAGUCGCCGCUCGAUUCGGUGCGCAACGGCCUCGACUUCUUCGAAAAGCUGCAGCUGCCACCGGGCAACUGGGCGUGCGAAUACGGCGGGCCUAUGUUCCUUCUGCCGGGAAUCGUGAUUGCUUGGUAUGCAACGAAGACGCCGAUUUCUCAGGCUUAUGCCGUGGAGAUUAAGAACUAUCUCUUUGCCCGGGCGCACCCGGAAGACGGCGGAUGGGGUUUGCAUAUCGAGGGUGAGAGCACGGUGCUCGGAACGGCGCUCAAUUACACAACGCUGCGGAUCGUGGGGGUCGAAGCAGACCACCCGAAAAUGAUCCAAGCCCGUGCCACGUUGCAUAAGCUGGGUGGCGCGACUCGGUCGCCGCAUUGGACAAAGGUGUGGCUUUCUGUUCUCGGUGUUGCGCAGUGGGAUAUCGUGAACCCGGUCCCCCCCGAGCUGUGGCUUCUUCCUGACUGGGUGCCCAUUGCCCCUUGGCGCUGGUGGAUCCACAUGCGUCAGGUGUUCCUGGCCAUGUCAUACAUGUACUCGAAGAGGUGGUCGUGCGAGGAGACGGAGCUCAUUCGGGAACUGAGGAACGAGCUGUUUGUAGAGAACUGGGGCGAGAUCAACUGGGCCGCGCACCGGAACUCUAUUGCCGGUGUUGACAACUACCAUCCGAAGUCCUGGCUGCUCAACUCGGCAAACUGGCUGUUGGUCAACGUGUGGAAUGCGUAUCUGCGCCCCGGUUUCAUCAAGACACGGGCAGAGCAGUGGGUGAGCGAUCUGAUCGACAUGGAGGACGAGAACACGGACUAUGCAGAUCUUGCCCCGGUCAACAACCCGAUGAACCUGGUGUGUUGCUACAUCCGGGAUGGGCCGGACUCGAACUCUGUCAAGAUGCACCGGAAGAGACUGCACGAGUUUCUGUGGGUCAAGGACGAGGGCCUGCUGUGCAAUGGGACGAACGGCGUGCAGUGCUGGGACACUGCGUUUGCCAUCCAGGCGAUAAUGGAUGGCGGUCUCGAGACGGAGGAGCGGUGGAAGCCGAUGCUGACCAAGUCGCUGGAGUUUCUGGACGACCAGCAGAUACGGGAGGACAGCAUACACCAGGACCGGUCGUACAGGCAACGACGGAAGGGUGCGUGGGCGUUCAGCACGAAGCUUCAGGGCUACGCGGUCAGCGACUGCAUAUCGGAAGCGCUCAAGUCGGUGAUUCUGCUGCAGAAAACGGAGGGAUACCCGCAGCUGAUCGAUGACCAGCGGAUUUUUGACGCGAUCGACACGGUACUGACGUUCCAGAGCAAGUCGGGCGGCUGCGCAUCGUACGAGCCGCCGCGGCAAGGAGAAUGGAUGGAGAUUCUGAACGCGGCAGAGGUGUUUUCGAAGAUCAUGGUGGAGUACGACUACCCGGAAUGCACGACGGCGGUGGUGACGGCGCUGUCGCGCUUCCACAAGCACUGGCCGAACUACCGGGCAGCGGAGAUCGACAGGGUGAUCAGGCGAGCAGUCGGCUGGAUCAAGACGGCCCAGCUUCCAGACGGCAGCUGGUACGGCAGCUGGGGCAUCUGCUUCACGUAUGCGACAAUGUUUGCACUUGAGAGCCUUUCGAGCAUUGGGGAGAAGUACGGGAGCAGUGGGCAUGCGAAGAGAGCGUGCGAGUUUCUGGUGUCGAAGCAGCGCGCGGACGGCGGCUGGUCGGAAAGCUACAAGGCGUGCGAGCAGAUGGAGUACAUUGAGCACCCGUCCGGGUCGUUGGUUGUGCAGACGGCGUGGGCACUAAUAGGGCUCAUGCAGGCUGAGUACCCGGACGUUGAGCCAAUCAAGGCGGGGAUCAGGCUGAUCAUGGGACGGCAGCAGGCUAACGGGGAGUGGCUACAGGAGGCGAUUGAGGGGGUGUUCAACAAAAGCUGCAUGAUUUCGUAUCCGAACUACAAGUUUGUAUUUCCGAUGAAGGCGCUGGGGAUGUUUUCGCGCAAAUACCCGAAGGAGAGCAUAGCCGUGUAG